This is a messenger RNA of Stylophora pistillata, 2241 nucleotides long. RefSeq names its product hemicentin-1. NCBI's taxonomy places the organism in Eukaryota, Metazoa, Cnidaria, Anthozoa, Scleractinia, Pocilloporidae. The record is from RefSeq and is a predicted model, not a curated record.
ACAAGAUGGGUACUCGGAAUAUGUCGUCAGUACAUUAAGAUAUUACCCUUUCCCUAGAAAAGGCUUUUAUGAUGUUUGUAAAGAGCAUUUUUGUGCUGCUAACGACAUGUAUCCCGGUGGCAGCUCAAUCUUUCACAUGGACUGCUCCUCCUCCAGCCUGGAGCCCGAAGGGAGCAGAUGACAUUCGAACUGUUAAUUUUCCAGUGCUGAAUGGAAGUAUUAAUGUGUAUUUAAGGUGGAACUACACAUUGGGAACUGGGGAAUUUCUUUCAUCAACUGUUUGGCUACUGGGAGGAAAUCAGAUUAUCUUCGUAGGCGCUGGGGCAACAGUAAUCAGGGACGAUCGUUUUGAUCACGACAAAAGUGAGGUGGCCACUUUGAUAAUUAAGAAUGUCAGUGAGGUGGAAGAUGCUAUCAUUCAGUGUGGCGUUCAGACGAGUGCAGGUAACUGGAAAUAUAACAUACGACUGGAAAUCACAGAACCUCCUGAAGUUGUUGUUAGCAAUGAUCAAGAUGUUUGUGAGGGUUCUAUGAUAACCCUGAGUUGCAAUGCAACUGGUAAACCAACACCAAAUAUUACAUGGACAAAAGAAGGGGAAAAUGGUACUGAUAGUGGACCACUACCGUCUGUGAAGGGAUUUUAUGUCAUCAGUGGUAUAAAUAGAAGCUCCAAUGGUACAUACCGUUGUACAGCAUCCAAUGGAGUUGGGGACGGUGAUAAUAAGACAACAAAGGUGAUUGUAGGAAAUUCUUCAUCAGUGGAUGGUGUAGUUAACUCUUCAAACACUGCAGAUGAAGGUUAUCCUUACAACCUGACUUGUGAGGCAUCUGGGGUUCCUAGGCCAAGUGUUUCUUGGAUUAAAGUUAGCAAUGGUGAGCGCCGUGCUGGAAAGUUAUUAAAUUUCACUAGCAUUGGCAGAAAUGAUGUUGGAAAUUACACAUGUGAAGCAAGUAAUAGAUGUGGAAGGGACUCUCAGACUAAAGCUAUCAAUGUGUUGUUCAAACCAGAGAUUACCCAGUUCAAAACAUCUGCUGUCCACCACAAAGUAUGUCAGAAUGAUGUCAUCAGCCUCAACUGUGCUGCUGAUGCCUAUCCACCUGUGACGUCAUACCAGCUGUACGAGAAUGACACUGCUAUCUUGUACACAAACACUUCUGGAAUUUGGAGCAGGAACAUGUCAACUAAGGGAGUGUUUAUAUACAAAUGUAGGGCAAACAGCACUUAUGGGACAGGAAAAAGUGGAACGAUUCCCAUUCAUGUGUAUGUGCCUCCAUCCAUGCAAGAAAUAGACAAUCUGACAAUAACUGAGGGGAACGAUGUGACUCUUAUAUGUCACGCAUCUGGAGACCCUCCACUAGAGGUGUUUUGGAUCAAACCUGAUGGACAGCGUGCUGCCAAAAAUGUUUUGAUGCUUCCAAACAUUACAAGAAAUGAAACUGGGGAAUACAGAUGUGAGGCCACUAAUGAUUGUGGGACUGUUUCAUGGACAGCAAGUGUUGAUGUGCAAUAUGGUCCAAAAUUUCCCAUCGAGUCCAGUAAUUGCAAAGAGUAUGUUAAAAAAGAUGAUCAUUUUAUCAUGGAGUGUCCUGUAGAGGGAAAUCCCCAACCAAACAUCACGUGGUCUGAAGGAGGGAGAAUUUUAAGUCACAACAAAUCCAAAAUCACUCUCAAAUCCCAGCAUAUUGGUGAGCACAUAUAUACGUGUACUGCUUACAAUGGAAUUGGGAAGCCCGACAGCUUAACGUUUCUCCAUGUUGUAAACGAUAUUGUAAAAAAGGAUUUUAUUUACAAGAUAAAAGACAAAUCGGAAUUUACGAGGCAAUUAAGUGAAGACAACAAAAAACAAAUAGAAGUUCAAGAGAAGAUCACGAAAGUUAUUCCAGAAUGUCAUAAACAUGAAGUUGGCAAAAUCGAAUUCAGGCCAGGAAGUAUAAUCAUAUAUAUUCAUCUCUCAUUCGAAAAACCCAUGGGGCAAGAGGCAUUAACAUCUAUGCUUCAGGAAGCUGCCAGACAGGGGCGCCUAGGCGAUAAUAUUGAUCCUGAUUCAAUUACAGAUGUAUCAGACAUCCCAGCAAAGCACAAAUGUAGUGGUCUUUACGAGGAUGAUCAAAUUUGCAAGACAGUCAAAACUCUUUGGAUUGUAGUAUUUGCCGUUGUAGUGCUCGUGUUUGCUGUUGUUAUCAUUAUAAUCAUUUACAUGGUACACAAAAGAAGAAAGUGCAGGCGCAAAGAUCAAAGGA